CUAACUCUGCAUAAGACUGUUUCCUUUGUGGGAUGUAUAACUCAGAUGUAUAUUUUUAUAUCUCUAAUACUCACUGAAAUGCUCACUCUUACAGCCAUGGCUUAUGACCGAUAUGUGGCAAUUUGUCACCCUCUUCAUUAUUUUAUCUUUAUGAGUUUAAGACAUACAGUUAUAUUUGCGGUUGCUUCGUGGACCAUUGCUUUCUUGAAUCUCACAGGAUAUGCUGUCCUUAUAUCCGAACUGUCCUUCUGUAAAUCACAUCUUAUUGAUCACUUUUUUUGUGAUGCUAUCCCAUUGCUGAUGAUCUCCUGCAGUGACACCUUCAAGAUAGAAAUUUUAACCUAUGUAGAAGGGACAAUACUUGACAUCCCUGCUUUCCUGCUCACUUUCAUUUCUUAUAUUUUUAUUAUCUCCUCCAUUCUCAAAAUACAAUCUUCAGAAGGUCGAAAAAAGGCAUUUUCUACCUGCACCUCCCAUCUGACCUGUGUUUCUCUCUUCUAUGGAACUUCAAUUCCUUUGUACAUGAGACCCACAUCAAGCCUUUCUCCAAAAAAUAAAUAUUUUUCUCUACUAUAUGUUGUCUUGGUCCCAAUGCUUAAUCCUGUUAUAUACACACUGAAAAACCAGGAUAUUAAAGAAGCUUUGAAGAAAACAGUGAAUAAAAUGGUGUUCUUAAGGCCACAUUAG
Molecule: messenger RNA, 687 nt
Organism: Spea bombifrons (plains spadefoot toad)
Lineage: Eukaryota; Metazoa; Chordata; Amphibia; Anura; Pelobatidae
Product: olfactory receptor 1019-like
Exons: 1
Coding region: 46-687 (213 amino acids)
Biological process (GO): G protein-coupled receptor signaling pathway
Cellular component (GO): membrane
Molecular function (GO): G protein-coupled receptor activity; olfactory receptor activity
Source: RefSeq, a predicted model, not a curated record